AAAAAAGAAGAACGGAAGUUGGGGAACCAUGAAUGUCAAACUGUAGCAUGGUGUACUCAGUCUUUAGGUAACGCAGGUUAAAAAUGAUACGCUACAGUUUAUGUCGGAUAGCACCGUCAACACAAAACAUUACGAGCUACGCUGCAGCUUUUCUUAGCAGGACGAACACGUUAAACCGAACGCAGAUAUGUGGCUAUGCUAAGAAAGUUGCGGCCAAGGGAAAAGGAAAAGGCAUGUUGAAAGAGGAGCUGAAAGGCCCAGAAGUGUGCAAGGACCCAGUCAGACUCACUGGUUAUGCUGUGGGGGCCAACAUCUUUAAACAAGGGGAAGACCCCAAACUAAAGCCUCAGGAGGAAUACCCAGAGUGGUUGUUCCAGCUGGACCUGGGAGAGGCCAAAAAGCUGCACGAGCUGGAGUCCGACACCUGGGAAUACUGGAAGCGUUUAAGGAAAGAAAAUAUCUGGCGCUACAACAGACUGCACAAAGGGAAGAAGCUGUAGGUCUUCCUGGACUGUACGACGCCUUCUUCGACACUCUGGACUGAACUACCACCAGAGCGACCCGUGUCCAGAGCCAUGUCCAGAAUAAUAGGACUUUUACGUAAACUCUCCCUUAUUCGCCUGUGGGGGGAUAGUGCUCAAAAGCUGUAACUUCUCAGUUUCACAUACUUCCCCAGGAGCUGAACUUUUAACACGUGGCAGCAAAACCACUUCUAUUAAACACCAGAAGUAAAUGGAGAAGGGCAAGAUGGGUAUAAGCGCUUUGUUAUCUGUGAAUGCAGGACCUGAAAAGGAUGGAUUACUACCGAUUACACUUGUAAGGGUUUUGAAACAGACGAUGGCCCCCGGGGGUAUCAGUUUGCCCUGUUAAAAUGGAAUAUGCUGAAAGGUUUUAUUUACAUAUGUGAGGCCCAGACAGCUCAUGGAGGAGGAACUACUGUACCACCAUGGCUUUAAAAACGUGUCAAUGCGGUUGUGGUCUUCUUUCUUUUCAUAAAUCACUUGGACUGUCAUUGCUGAUGCUCAUGUUUCAAAUAAAAAAAA
Messenger RNA from Menidia menidia (Atlantic silverside), 1043 nucleotides. The record is from the annotation of a GenBank genome assembly. Lineage: Eukaryota; Metazoa; Chordata; Actinopteri; Atheriniformes; Atherinopsidae.